Puntigrus tetrazona (Sumatra barb) is the source of this 2658-nucleotide messenger RNA. It is a transcript of the gene jazf1b, whose product is annotated as JAZF zinc finger 1b. NCBI's taxonomy places the organism in Eukaryota, Metazoa, Chordata, Actinopteri, Cypriniformes, Cyprinidae. The record is from RefSeq and is a predicted model, not a curated record. The coding region runs from base 105 to 836 and encodes 243 amino acids. The transcript has 5 exons. Gene Ontology annotation, cellular component: nucleus.
CCGCUGUCUGCCUGUCUAUCUGACGGUGCGCGCGUGCGUGCGUGCGUGCGCGCGAUCUCCUUUCCGCUCGCGCCGUGCUGCUGCUCCUCAAUGUAGCAAAGACCAUGACAGGCAUCGCCGCCGCCUCCUUCUUCUCCAACAUUUGCCAGUUCGGGGGCUGCGGACUGCACUUCGAGUCGCUGGCCGAGCUCAUCGUGCACAUCGAGGAUAAUCACAUCGAUACAGACCCCCGUGUGUUGGAGAAACAGGAACUGCAGCAGCCCACGUAUGUCGCCCUCAGCUACAUUAACAGGUUUAUGACAGAUGCAGCACGGCGGGAGCAUGAGUCUCUGAAGAAGAAAGUUCAGCCAAAGCUGUCGCUCUCGCUGACCGGCGGCCUUUCACGCAACAGCGUGGCCACGCCCCCUCGGCACAACAGCGGCAACCUGACUCCGCCCGUGACUCCGCCCAUCACGCCGUCGUCUUCAUUCAGGAGCAGCACCCCCACAGGCAGCGAGUAUGAUGAGGAGGAAGCAGAAUACGAAGAGUCUGACAGUGACGAGUCGUGGACCACCGAAAGUGCCAUUAGCUCUGAAUACAUCCUCAGUUCCAUGUGCAUGAACGGCGGUGACGAGAAACCGUUCGCAUGUCCCGUGCCUGGCUGCAAAAAGAGAUACAAGAAUGUGAAUGGUAUCAAAUACCACGCCAAGAACGGCCACCGCACUCAGAUCCGCGUUCGGAAGCCCUUCAAGUGCCGGUGUGGUAAAAGCUACAAAAGCUCUCAGGGGCUUCGACACCACACCAUCAACUUCCACCCGCCCGUCUCUGCCGACAUCAUCCGCAAGAUGCAGCAGUAGAGAGUGCCAAGAUCCUCCUCGACACACACACACACACACACAUGUAUAUACAGUACAAACACCUACACACCCAUCUCACCAGCAGCCAUGGCUGUCCAUUAACUCUGACUUUGACCCGUCUUCUCCUCAGUUUUUUUUGGAGUACAUCCAAAAAAUAUUUGUCUGGAGGACAGUUUGUCUUUCUCUAUUUUACUCUUUCAGGAGUAAGACUUCACCUCCCUUUUCAUUCCACUCCUCACGAGGAGGAAACUUUUAAUCUUUUUGUAUUCCUCUUCCUCAAGGAAGACUCCCUGUAUCAUUCCGUUCGUUUCAACCAUCUUAUCAAAACACUACAUUUUUAAUUGCAUGCUUUAAUUCAGUUCUUUUUUUUUUUUAUUGUUAUUUCCUUCGCUUAUUUGUAUCUUAUUAGAGUUCACGGUUUUGUAUUUUUGCACAUUCGCUUAAUCAUUUUUUUUUUUUUUUUUUUUCCUCGUCUUUAUUUUUUUGAUGCUAGGUGCUUAUUGUAAGACUGACGGUAUGUUUGGAAAGGAGAGAAUCGUGGCCAGCCUCACGCGAGUGGAAAACGAAAGAUAGGAAAGGCUUGAAAAGUCCGAAUGUUUAUCUACCCUGUAUAAGCAACAUUCAUAGCUACAGAUUGUGUAUAUAACUAUAUAUUCUAUAAGUUUCAUAGUCAGAUUUAAAUUCUAUACUUUAUUCCUAAGUUUUAUUUUGUAUAUUUUCAACCGAGCUUCGGAGACGACGUUAUCGAUUGGAUUAUGGAUGUACAGUUUUCGGUAGUGCUUUCACCCUUUCUGUUAAUCUCAGAAAAGCUUUGAGUUAUAGCACCAAAUGACUCUCAGGUGACAAAUCGCCAGCAUUUCAAACACACAAUCCUGAUCUGAUAGUAUUUUUGAGUAGGCUGUUACACUCUUCCCAGGUCUGCUGUGGCCGGACCGUUCUGGAGCGUCGUAGAACUCCACAGCGAUCUGGAGAAGAACCUAAAGCACUUUGUAGUGACCAGUUGCCAACCUGUUUAGGGCAUUUUGUAUUGCCAACAAGCUACGAAAUUCCAAGGACUAAUAUGGCGUAUUGGAGGUCUCUCUUUCUGAGGUUCUUUUAUUAUUAUUUUUUCUAGCUAAGGGAAUUCAUUCUUUCGCUAUACCUCCAGUGUGCUUGUUAGAUGUGAGAUUAUUGAAACUGGUUGCCUUGAAUUGUGGUACACCACAGCAUUCCAGUACAGUAUAUGUGUAGCCAAGUGAUUCAGAUUGUGUAUUCAUCCUGAUUCUGGCUCGUCUCUGGCGUGUCCGGUUGACUUUUAUACCCCUAACCUGUCACUGGGACGAUAUAGAGUCACAACCCAAAGAUAUUCAAGUGUGGACUCAUACCUUGAAGCAGAAAGGUACUCGAUUUGAUUUGCUUUUGGACUCGUGGGUGGUAAAAAAAAAUGAAAAGUCGCUAGAUCUUCCGGAGAUGCCGGCCAGGUCAGGGCCUGCCAAUCACUCAUUAUGACAUUACUGCAUGGACAUUAAUGUUGUUGGAAUUGCAGUAUCGGUUUAGAUGCAACAUUGUAACAGUAUUACACUGCCAGUACAGAGGGAAGUAUUUGAUAUAUUGUGUACUUAAUGUAUUGUCUCGAUGUGAGUGCUUUAAAUUAUAUUUUCUUAAGUUUCUGGACAACAAUGUUCCUACAUGUAAUGAAGUCAGACACCAGGGGUUGUUUUGGAACUGGUGACAUUUUCUGCAACAAAACUGAAAAAAAAAAAAAAAAAAAGCUGCUUCAUAAAUGUAAACCUGGUUACAUUUUAAAUAUUAAAAUGGCCUCUGAUAUGUUUUAAAAAAAAAA